CCACAAAGAAAGCCUUCCCCUUUCUUCAACUUCGACUCUAAGCUUUAACACAUCGUGUUGUUCAUCAUCACUACUGGCUGGAUAUUAUUUUGCCCCCAUCUCACACCUUCCUCCUAUUCUUCCUUUCUUCCUCCUCCUCCGAGAUCUAAAAGCUCUCUGCUUUUGUAUCCUUCCCACUUCCUUCUUGAUUCUUACACUGGCAUAGGUAGUAGCGAUCAUCGCCGGUUCCGUUUCCCCCAGAAAAAGCUUUUUAGUAUUUGCCGCUGCUUCUCUUUGUAUACCCACUUCCAACUUGAUCCGUUAAUCAAUUGGGUUCUCUCAUUCUAGUCUCCAUUUGUUUUCUUCUUCAAUUGGCCGCAAGCUCUUGUGCCCUUUGUCUACUUACCCUCUUUCGUCUCUUCUGUCUUGUUCCUUCUGUUGUUUCGGUGCCAGACAGUGCGGGGUGAGUUGCCCUUUCCCCGAUUCGGGAACUUGUUGGGAUUUGCUCAAUUCCUUUCGGUGCCGAAUUGAUUGCCCCGAUCUUUGCUUUGCUAGUUGGAUUCGAUUUGGCUUCUAAGGAAGUUCUAGGUUUUGUUUUGGUGGGAUUCCAUUUCAGAUUUUACUGGGUUUUUGCUGAUCUGGGGUGAAGUUUAAUCCUUUGAAGUUUUGGCUAUCUGGGUUCUUCUUCUCUACUGGUCAAAUUGACACUCGAGAGAGCUUUCAGUACUGUAAGACACUGCGGUUUGUGGGUGGAGGCAGACUCCCGCUUGAUAAAGAAUUUUGGAGAAAGAUUAAUGCUUUGUUGGUGUUGAGAUGCAGCCUGAUCAGCGAAAGAAGUCUGUCGAAGUUGACUUUUUCACCGAGUAUGGUGAGGGGAGCAGGUAUAAAAUAGAGGAAGUUAUUGGCAAAGGAAGUUAUGGUGUUGUUUGCUCUGCAUUUGACACACACACAGGAGAGAAAGUUGCAAUUAAGAAAAUCAAUGACAUCUUUGAACAUGUCUCUGAUGCCACACGCAUCCUUCGAGAAAUCAAACUUCUCAGGCUUCUCCGUCAUCCGGAUAUUGUGGAGAUCAAGCACAUCUUGUUGCCCCCUUCCAGAAGGGAGUUUAAGGACAUCUAUGUAGUUUUUGAGUUGAUGGAAUCUGAUCUACACCAAGUUAUCAAAGCAAAUGAUGAUCUAACACCCGAGCACUAUCAGUUCUUUCUUUAUCAGCUUCUCCGAGGCCUGAAGUACAUACACACUGCCAAUGUGUUUCACAGGGAUCUAAAACCUAAAAAUAUCUUAGCCAAUGCUGACUGUAAAUUAAAGAUUUGUGACUUCGGCCUAGCAAGAGUUGCCUUCAAUGACACUCCCACGGCUAUUUUCUGGACAGAUUAUGUUGCUACGAGAUGGUAUAGAGCUCCAGAAUUGUGUGGGUCGUUUUUCUCCAAGUUUGCUAUUCUGUUAUAUAUGCAGUACACACCAGCAAUAGACAUAUGGAGCAUUGGAUGCAUCUUUUCUGAACUUUUGACCGGGAAACCUCUUUUCCCCGGGAAAAAUGUAGUCCAUCAGUUGGAUCUGAUGACUGAUCUUUUGGGAACCCCAUCUUCUGAAGCAAUUGCAAGGGUUCGCAAUGAGAAAGCUCGGAGAUACCUUAGUAGCAUGCGGAAGAAGAAGCCAAUUCCUUUUACUCACAAAUUCCCUCAUGCAGAUCCUCUUGCACUUAAAUUAUUAGAAAAAAUGCUAGCAUUUGAACCUAAAGACCGGCCUACUGCUGAAGAGGCCCUUGCAGAUCCAUAUUUCAGAGGUUUGGCCAAAGUUGAGAGAGAGCCUUCUGCUCAACCUGUUACCAAGAUGGAAUUUGAAUUUGAGAGGCGAAGAAUAACAAAAGAAGAUGUAAGAGAGCUCAUUUACAGAGAAACACUGGAGUACCAUCCAAAAAUGUUGAAAGAAUUCUUAGAAGGUUCAGAACCAACGGGCUUCAUGUACCCAAGUGCUGUUGACCAUUUCAAGAAGCAAUUUGCAUAUCUUGAGGAGCAUUACGGAAAUGGUGGGCCUGCUGCUACUCCGCCAGAAAGAACUCAUGCAUCAUUGCCAAGGUGUGGCAAGUGUUCUUUCGUUUGGUUUGACAUGCUGCUAUCUUGGGAUUUUAUUCACUGUGUUUACACUACAAUGGUGCAUGCAGGGCCUGUGUAUUAUAUUCAGAUAAGAAUCCUAUGCUGAGCUCAGCAAAAGUAGCAAAUGAUCUUUCUAAAUGUUCUAUCAAAGAUAUCGAGAAGCCACACAUGGACAAGAGUGGUGGUAUCCCUAUGACAAGGCCUCCCAUUCAAGUCCCUCAAAGUAUUCAAGCGGGACCUGCUCGUCCCGGGAAAGUUGUUGGCUCUGUACUGCGAUACAACAACUGUGCCACAGCAGCAGAGCCUGUUGUCGACCAACGGAGAAUGGUUAGAAACCCUUCUACCACAUCUCAAUACACCUCGUCGAACGGUUCGUAUCCGAGAAGAAACCCAGGCUGCAAGAACGACAGGGGAGAAGACGAUGGAAUUGAAGGGUCCAAUGGAUUGCAGCCAAAACCACAGUUCAUGGCAAGGAAAGUUGCUGCUGCUCAAGGUGGACCGGGAAGUCAAUGGUAUUGAUGAUGGUUAUACACAGCCUGGUUGGCUGAGUUUGUAACACUUUGACUUCAAUCUCUCCAUUUUCCCUUAAUGGAGCUGCUAUGAACUGGACUCACCUGCUUCGAGUACUCGGUCAUGCAAUGGACUACUUUGGUGCUAAGGGUGGUUCAAAAGACUGGUCGGAGGGACUAUCUUUUCUUGAGAGGACGAAGUGAAGCAGAGAAUGGAACAGGUUGUGUAAUUUAUUUCUCUAACUGAAAGGUUAAAAAAGCUGUAAUAAACAGGUUCUUGGUUCGUGAGAAUACUGGGAUGUUGCAUGUCUGGUUUAAGCUCAGUAGUCAGCCCACACGAAAGGAGUCUGAUGUUCGUAAAUCAGAGUCGGGUAGAGUUGGCUGGUUGCUUACCAGAUUCUCUGCAUCUCUUGUUCGUUCGUUCUGAGAUAGGAAGUUUUUAUACCCUUUUGUUAUGUUAACCCCAAAUUGUUCGUAUUCACUAUUUGUACACUUCUACUGUCUAUGUAACUUUGUUAAAUAAAGAUCCUGCUUUUUGUGCUUGUGAAUUGUGAUAUUCCAGGGCCAUGGAUCCUUCUAUUUCUAUAGAAGGAAUCCCUAUUGGUUACUGUUUGUGCUCGCUUACUAUUUCAUGC
This is a messenger RNA of Linum tenue, 3219 nucleotides long. The record is from the annotation of a GenBank genome assembly. Lineage: Eukaryota; Viridiplantae; Streptophyta; Magnoliopsida; Malpighiales; Linaceae.